Molecule: messenger RNA, 2724 nt
Organism: Suillus paluster
Lineage: Eukaryota; Fungi; Basidiomycota; Agaricomycetes; Boletales; Suillaceae
Product: rab-GTPase-TBC domain-containing protein
Exons: 4
Coding region: 458-2338 (626 amino acids)
Biological process (GO): endoplasmic reticulum to Golgi vesicle-mediated transport; positive regulation of GTPase activity
Cellular component (GO): endoplasmic reticulum membrane
Molecular function (GO): GTPase activator activity
Source: RefSeq, a predicted model, not a curated record
CCUCGUUAGAAUCCAAUGCCUGACCAGAUGCAAAGUUAGUUGCGAGGUCGGCGGCAUCCUCAAUUCGGUUGUUUUCAAGCAGAGCUUCAACUUGAGCGAUGACAGUCGAUUGAACCAGUGAAUGAAUAGUGUCCUGUCCGUAAACCAAAAUGGAAGAACGAGGGAAAGAACUGUGGUGCAUCCUGGCAGACUUGCCGGUGCUUGUAAAUACUGACGAGCUUUCAAUUCCUCCUUUAGAUUCAGAAGGUGGGACACAAAGUUAGUAGUCGAGCGCAGUCGAUAUUCAAGAUGAAGCCGUCCUGGCAAGCUUGCAGUGGUUAGAGCUGAUACUCAGUGAUAGAACCCGAUCGUUCAAUGAGUAUAUAAUUGCAGUGCUGAUGUAAGCACUUUAAUUGCUUCGUGACGAGGAUCGAGGGCAAACCAGAACGUCCACGACGCCAACAGUAGGCUCGCUGCCAUGCUCGACGAAGACACAAUAGACUGGUACGCGCUACAAGCUCAGAGUCUUCGCACAGGUGGGUUUGGAAAGGACAGAACACGUGUCUGGUGCGCGGAAUUACAACUGUUUAGUUUCGUUGAGCUGUUUAACUUGUUAUAUGCUCACAGGCCUGCCCUGCUCGGGGUCCACGCUCCGUCGGAACCCCCUCCGUAUACAGAGGUCUCUGCGGAAUCUUCUACAGAUGAUGCGCCCCAUCCUGACGAGCGUCAAGUACGUUUGGACACAGACCGGAGCUUUGUGAUGUAUCCCGCAGAAGACGACGACGACGAAAGUCGCAGAACUGUGUUGCAGACCUCUCUCAACAAUUUAAUCGUUUCCCUCCUCCGAAAGCGUCCGAAGUUACACUAUUUCCAAGGAUACCACGACAUUGUCACUGUUAUUUUUCUUACACUUCCACCAGAGCUUCAGCUCCCUUGUGUAGAACAACUUUCCCUCCAUCGGGUCAGGGACUCUAUGGGGCCUACGUUAGAGCCUGUAUUGGGACUUCUCAGGAUCUUGCGUAAUCUUUUGCGUAUUAUCGACCCAAAAUAUGCAAGGCUGCUCGAGAGGUACCUUUACGCAUUUUGUGCCUUUUUACACGUUGUUCAUUGUACGUUGCUCAAUAGCAUUGCGCCCCUACCGUUUCAUGCCCUAUCAAACCUUCUCACCCUCUUCUCACACGAAGUGCCCACCCUACCACUUAUUCAGCAUGUCUGGGAUUUUCUGCUCUGUCGAGAACCUUUGGCAGUGGUGUGGCUGGCUGCCGCUGUCAUUCUCGUUCGAAAACCUGAUGUUCUUAAAUUAGCCAUCGAAGGCGAGGAUGGCAUGAUACACUCAGUUUUGAGCGCUCUGCCUCCGCUCAGCGAUGGUUCUGAAACAACAGACAACGUUCCCUCCGAUCAGCAUACUCGAUCAGGAUCACCGGAUGAGGAAGACAAAGUCGCCUUCAGCGCAGAAGAGCCGAAGCAGCUCUCAGAGGCACCUGACGGGAACGCAAGAAACGAGUCGCCUAUAGGACAACAGCAAAUUAUUGACCCGAAACCGGUCUCCUGUUUGACAGAGAAUGGAGCGUCUCAGGAUACCACUGACGGUCAAGUCGUACGUGGAGAGAGCAGCAUGGCUGCUAAUGCCGACCACUCUGUUGAGCAUUUGGGCGUCCAACGAUCGGAAAAUUUACAUCCCGCGUUAUUCUCGGCUCAGCCUCAGGAAACUGAGGAAUGUGCGGCCACAGUUUCUUCAGAGACUCAUAUCGAUAACACUACCGACGUUGAUGCUGAUGCUGACUUCCCGACACCCCCAACAUCGUUACGUACAUCUCGUUCUAGUUUCCGCACUGCGUCCCGUUCGCCCUCACCACCACCUCCAAUUUCUCGCCAGGCUCCGAUUUCGCUUCCGUCUCUUCUAACACAUGCCGCACAGCUCCUUGAAGCUUAUCCACCCACCCUUCCGCAGCUUCGUGUUAAGGACAUACUUGGGCCCAAGAGCGUUGUACACACGUGGAGGCCUCCUCGAGAAGGUUUCUCCACACCAUCCGGCAAUGAACGUGAUGACGACGUAGAGGGCUGGGUAGGGAGCCCUGAUGUUGUCGUCCCGUUCAUAGAAGAUGAAGAUAUUGAGGAAAGCGAAACUGAACGAAAGACGAAGUCACGCAAAGGUCCCGCGACAAGGCACCGGAGAUUCAUUCUCCUUCAUCGCCUCCGUCUUCGUUUUGGACUGCUCACGUCUGCUGAGAAACGAGUCCUUCUGGUAGGUGCAGUCGCGGUAGUUGGCAUUGCCGUUGCCCUUCGGCACAACAGAGGCCUUGCGGACAUGCAGAAAGGGUGGAUAGCAUGGGUACGGGCAUUCGCCGGUGGAGUUUGAUUUAGAACUGCGGUAUGAACGGGACGAUGAGUAAGUACCAAAAUUAUCUCAGAAAGCGAUGAAUCACUUCAAUAUUGAUCAGUCUUCCUACAGAUAUUCGUGCGUCGUAAUUGCAUAUAAUUAUAGGACAGCUUGCAUUUUUAUGGAACGCUUAUUACUUCAAAUAUCAGAAUGCUUGAUUAUAGGCGGAUUAUCCUGAUAUGCGGGAACUCUGCUUUAUUUGAUCGAUUCCAAAGAACUGACAAUAUUCAUGGCUAGUGAUGCUGGGUCAGGCAUCCAUUUUCGAUCGUGGCUUCGUGGUUGUGAUCGAAAGCCCGUCCCGAGGAACUCGAUCGAUCAUGAUUAUAUCCCACACACCGAAGCCGUCUCACAUCUUUCAUAUGGAA